AGGAAUUGAAAAUGGAAGGCGUGCGUUGCGUGCUUUUCUCACAACUCCGCGUAUGCGCAGCCUUUUCACCAAACUAUCAACCGACCAUUUCCCUUUAUUUGCAAAUUUUGUUUUCUUAGAAUUACAUUUUUCAUAACAAGGAAGACAACCUGGGAUGAUGUCGUUCUGUUCUUCGCUUCUGUUCUGAGAGUUUUUGAUUCUUCCAAUGGCCCAGUCCUUCGGUCAGACCGAGAUUAACUGGGACAAGCUAGAUAAAACUAAGUUCUAUGUCGUAGGAGCUGGACUCUUUACAGGUGUUACAGUGGCACUUUACCCGGUUUCUGUUGUGAAAACUAGGCUGCAGGUUGCCACAAAAGAUACGGUAGAGAGAAAUGCUUUUUCUGUUGUAAAAGGAAUACUUAGAACAGAUGGCAUUCUCGGUUUGUAUAGAGGAUUUGGUACAGUUAUCACUGGUGCAAUUCCUGCCAGAAUCAUAUUCCUCACCACUCUAGAGACCACAAAGGUGGCUGCCUUCAGAAUGCUUGAACCGUUUAGACUAUCUGAAACUACCCAGGCUGCUAUAGCAAAUGGAGUUGCAGGCAUGACAUCAUCGCUUUUUGCUCAAUCUGUGUUCGUGCCAAUUGAUGUGGUUAGCCAAAAGUUGAUGGUGCAAGGAUACUCAGGUCAUGCCCAAUAUAGAGGGGGUCUAGAUGUUGCUCGUAAGGUUUUAAGGUCUGAUGGCAUUCGGGGAUUGUAUCGAGGGUUUGGUCUGUCUGUUAUUACUUAUUCACCUUCUAGUGCAGUAUGGUGGGCAAGUUAUGGUUCAAGUCAACGCUUCAUUUGGAGUUUCUUGGACCACAGUGCCAAACAUGAUCAAGGCACUCCUAGUCUGCAAAAGAUUAUGUUAGUUCAGGCUGCUGGAGGGAUUAUUGCUGGUGCAACUGCUUCCUGCAUUACAACCCCAUUGGACACUAUCAAGACACGAUUACAGGUAAUGGGACAUGAAAAUAGAAUCUCCGUAAAACAAGUUGCUAAAGAUUUAAUCAAUGAAGAAGGUUGGAAAGGCUUUUAUAGAGGGUUCGGUCCAAGAUUUUUUAGCAUGUCAGCAUGGGGCACUUCAAUGAUAUUGACUUAUGAGUAUCUGAAACGCGUGUGCUCAAAGGAUGAAUAGCUGAAAUUUUUCUGAAAGCUUGUCUUUUACCAAUCUAUUAACCAACAUUGGGAUGAUGUCGGAUAAUCACACAAUUGCUUGACGUUUAUCAGUCUUUGAAUUGAGGGUUAGACUUAGUACAGCUAUACAAACGGAUUAUUCUGGAAACACUUGCUGGAUAUAAAAACGGGAGAUUCCCACCAGAUAAUAAAUUGUAUCAUUCUUUUUUAUAAUUAUAUUGGAUUUGGUGUAUUCUUUUUUAGCAUUGCUGCGGAUAAUGUAUCAUGGAAGGGAACGAAAUAGAUUGCAAAGAAAUU
Molecule: messenger RNA, 1446 nt
Organism: Abrus precatorius (Indian licorice)
Lineage: Eukaryota; Viridiplantae; Streptophyta; Magnoliopsida; Fabales; Fabaceae
Product: solute carrier family 25 member 44-like
Exons: 6
Coding region: 206-1150 (314 amino acids)
Biological process (GO): transmembrane transport
Source: RefSeq, a predicted model, not a curated record